Molecule: messenger RNA, 1903 nt
Organism: Triticum aestivum (bread wheat)
Lineage: Eukaryota; Viridiplantae; Streptophyta; Magnoliopsida; Poales; Poaceae
Product: seed lectin-like
Exons: 3
Coding region: 21-1439 (472 amino acids)
Biological process (GO): protein phosphorylation
Molecular function (GO): protein kinase activity; ATP binding; carbohydrate binding
Source: RefSeq, a predicted model, not a curated record
CAGAACUCGGAGCAACAGCAAUGGCUGAGCUGAAGCUAUGCUUGUGCUCAAGUAGCGAUCUCCUCGUCUUGUGCUUCUUGCUCCUCGGUGUACAUGUCCAUCAUGCGACCGCCAUCUCGUUCAACUACAACUCCUUCAGCUCCGGUGAUUUCCGAGAGGAGGAUGACGCGAUGGUCACCGACGGCAGGAUUGAGCUCGUCGGCGACGAGGCCGGCGGUCGAGCAAGGGGCCGCGUCCUGUACAAGCAGGCGGCGCAGCUCUGGGACGGCGUCAAGGGCGAGACGGCCAGCUUCACCACGAGCUUCAACUUCAGCAUCCAGUCCCUGCCUGGCCGGAGCAGCACCCCCGGGCACGGCAUGACGUUCUUCGUCGCGCCCUACAUGCCCGAAAUGCCGCAGGAGUCCUACGACGGCUGCCUUGGGCUCUUCGACGAGAAACAUGUUCCGGAAAGCGGGACGACGGCGAUCUCCGCCAACGCCUCCGGCAGCGCCAGCUUCGUCGCCGUGGAGUUCGACACCCACCGUGACGCGUGGGACCCCAGCAGCCGGCACAUCGGCGUAGACGUCAACAACGUCGACUCACGCGGCAACUUCAGGAUCUUGCCGGAAGGCAGCCUCGUGGACGCCGGCGUGAUUUCUUCGACGGUGAACUACGACAACGCCACGGCGAGGCUGAACGUCGUCCUCCGCGUCAGUGGCGCCGAGUAUGCCCUCGGCGCUACCGUCGACUUCCGAAGCUUGCUGCCGGAGCAGGUCGCGUUAGGCUUCUCGGCGGCCACCGGUGAUGCCUUCGGCAGCAGUCACACGUUACUCUCGUGGUCCUUCCACUCCACGCUCCCGACAAGGAACGGCACUCCCCUCCCAUCUACCUCGCCGUCGUCAACCAAGAAGGCCACCCUACAACUCAGAGCCGGGGUUGCCGCCGCGGCCGUGCUGGUGCUCCUGCUCGCGGUCGCCGUGGCGGUGCUGCUCCGGCGUGCGAGCAGGAGAAACAGGCAACCAGACGACAAAGACAUGCUCGCCGGCGACAUGACUCCGGACUCCCUCGACGCAGACGGCGAUGAGUUCGGUUCCAGCACGGGACCCCGGCCGAUCCCGUACGCCAGCCUAGCGGCGGCGACGCGGAACUUCGCGGAGGAAGGGAAGCUGGGGCAGGGCGGAUCCGGGUCGGUGUACCGGGGCCACAUGAAAGAACUCGGCGGCCGCGAUGUCGCCGUCAAGGUGUUCCUGCGAGGGGCGUCCUUGGAGGGGAGGAAGGAGUACAGGUCGGAGGUCACCAUCAUCAGCAGACUGCGCCACCGGAAUUUUGUGCAGCUAAUCGGCUGGUGCCAUGGCCGCAGGCGGCUGCUGCUGGUCUACGAGCUCGUCCACAACGGCAGCCUCGAUGGGUACCUCUACAGCAACAGCAAAAACGACGUUCUGACUUGGCAAGUUAGGUGAGCUGCAGGACAUAUGGAGAAGGGAAGAAACUAAGGCCAGACAGAGAUCUAGGGAGAGAGAAGUACUGGAGGGGGAACUAAAUACAUGCUACUUUCAAGCUGUUGCAAACCAGAAGAGAAGGAAAAAACAGAUUGCAAUGCUGGAAGGAGAGAAUGGACCUGUUGAAGACCCUAAAGAAAAUCUGGAGACAGGUGGCCUUGGAGCUAGCAGCGUGGGAGGUCCUGUUCUCAAGUGAUGCAAGAACGCAGGUCUCUGCUAUGGUGAAAAAACUCGAGAAGCUGGCCAGAGAUCCUCCUAUGCUGAUGUGGUCAGACCCCGAUUGAUCCUUUCAAGAUGCACAGGGGGCGGGACUGAUGAGUAAAAGAGAAGAAAGAAGAUUAAAAAAAUGUUGUUGUUACUCUCUUUCUGUCUGUUUGAAGAGUAGACUAGAUGAAGAUCCCCCUAUGUACCUUUUAUAUUUUACU